GGUAUCAGUCGGCUAUAUUUUCUUGCGUGUCGGUCGCGUCCUGAACUCGGUGGCGUAAGACAGAAAUAUUUUCUGUUCACUUGUCUUCCCACGCACUACCCUUGCGGUGAUUCUGGUGUAGUCUCGUGUUACGGUUCACACCAAUAGGUCGAGUGAAAUUCCUCUGAGCACUGUUCGUGCGGUGAUCCUCAUAAUUAAUAGUUAUCGUGCGCGCGGUUGUGUGAUUUUGUGAUAAUUUUUAUUACAACACCAUUCAAUUGAUCGUUCCGUCAAUAGACAUCGGGAAACAUUUUUUAGGUUUUUUUUUGCUCCCAUCUCGAUACGUAGUGAACUAUGACCGGUCCAAUGAUGGCCACCAGCGGCAGGAAGUUAUCCAUGAGCAAGCAGAACGAGCUCAACUCGUUGGUAGAUGCAUUGAUUAAGCACAGCUUCCUCAAGACGACCAACCUGAACGAACAAUUCAAGCAGUACCAGGAUAUGCACGCCGUACUGGAACGCAUUCGCAAAGUGGAAUCGGAGUUGAAGCUCAAGAUCAACAACGGUAAAGCACGGCAGUCGAACAUCGAAACGUUUUGCCGGUGGGCCAAAGAAAACGGCUGUCAGUUCGAUGGGGUACAAAUAUCUGAAUUCUCCGGCUUCGAGAUGGGUUUGGAGGCGACGAAAGAUUUUCGCGAGGGUGAUCUCUUCGUGACCGUCCCUAAGAAGCUCAUCUUCUCGGUUACGGAAGACAGCAAAAUUCCCGAUAUUAUGAAGGAUAUCCCCGUGAUGAUGGUGCAGAAUCUUUCGAAUCUGAUGCUAGCGCUGCUGUUGAUCGUGGAACGCUUCCAGCCGAAUAGUGAAUGGAAACCCUACCUGGACGUGUUACCGGAUCGAUACUCGACGGUGCUGUAUUUCAGUCCCGCCGAGAUGGCCGAACUGAAGGGGACAAGCGCCUUCGGAUCGGCGUUGAGUCAGUGCAAGAAUAUUGCGCGUCAGUACGGAUUUAUCAAGAAGUUUAUCCAGAACAAGACGGCCCUGCUGAAGAAUAAUUUUACGUAUGAUUUAUACUGCUGGGCCGCUUCAACAGUGAUGACCCGCCAGAAUAUAAUACCGGUGAAUCUAAAAGGCGAUGGCGAAGAUGUAGGCGAGGCAAACGAUGCUGGACUCGGCCCAAGCCCAGUACUCAUUCCAUUCUGGGAUAUGGCCAAUCAUACAAACGGGCAAAUCACCACCGGUUAUAACGAGCAACAGCAGAGAGUGGAAAGUCUGGCACUGAAGGACUUUCAAAAGGGAGAUCAAAUCUUCAUCUACUAUGGAAACCGAACCAACGCGGAUUUUCUUGUCCAUAAUGGUUUCAUCUUUCCGGACAAUAAUAACAACAACGUAUCGAUUCAACUUAGCCUAAAUUCCACCGAGGAAUUGUUUGCACAACGCAAGCAACUGCUCGAGAAAUUGAACCUCCCCGUGGUCGGGGAGUUCACCGUGUGCCGCGGACCAAACUGCAUCUCCGCGGAUCUCCUCGCUUUCGCACGUGUAUUCAACAUGACCAAAGAGCAACUAGCGCACUGGAUCGACCAGGAGGAUGCUACCAUCAGGAACCUUCUCGAUCCGAAAUGUGUUCUCGAGCCGUCCCACAGAGAGAAAGUAUGGAAGUUCCUGUCCAUAAGGCUGCAGCUGCUCAUUCGAAUGAGCAGUACCACUCUUGAGCAGGACGAAACACUGUUGGCCAGUCAGGGUCAAAAGGGCGCGCAGAAGCUAGGCCACAUUAAAACGAUGCUGGUCCAAUACCGCGUGGUGGAGAAACGGAUCCUAACCGAAGCGAUCGAUUACUGCAAGCAGCAGGAAGUGGAUGGGAAAGGAGUCUGAAUGUCCACGUGUGUGUGUUUUCCGCUAAAUAUUCCAAAGUUCUUUUUAUAUUAUCGCCUAUCCUAAUGUAUGUAGACACAAUCACUUUCGUUUACCGCUAAGUACCCAACCAGUAUUCAGCUGACUUGCUCUACUCUCCUUGAAAGUACCUAUAUUACAAAAUCUUACGUUUUUCUUUCCAUGUUUUUUCAACAACUGAUUUUGCAGCGCACACCACAACCCAAAUACAGAUAAUCUUCAAUGCCA
Toxorhynchites rutilus septentrionalis is the source of this 2091-nucleotide messenger RNA. It is a transcript of the gene Setd3, whose product is annotated as actin-histidine N-methyltransferase. The record is from RefSeq and is a predicted model, not a curated record. Bases 334 to 1845 code for a protein of 503 amino acids. Lineage: Eukaryota; Metazoa; Arthropoda; Insecta; Diptera; Culicidae. Gene Ontology annotation, molecular function: histone H3K36 methyltransferase activity; transcription coactivator activity; histone H3K4 methyltransferase activity. The transcript has 4 exons. Gene Ontology annotation, biological process: peptidyl-lysine dimethylation; actin modification; positive regulation of transcription by RNA polymerase II.